AAACAAACCCCCUAUCCUACAUAGCUUCCUCCUAUUCAGUUAUUAUAUAUUGUAACCUUUUCCAUACAAUAUCUAAAACUGACCUUCUUUCGAUAUCUCAAAUCGAAGGAAUUAUCAUUCAUCAUGGGUGUCAAAACUGUUGAGUUCAAGUCCUUUGCCGACCAAAAACCCGGAACCUCGGGUCUUCGAAAGAAGGUCAAGGUCUUCCAACAACCACACUAUAGCGAGUCUUUUAUCGCUAGCAUCCUACUCUCCAUUCCCGAAGGAGUUGAGGGUUCCUUCCUAGUUAUUGGCGGCGACGGCCGAUUCUGGAACCCCGAAGCUAUCCAGUUGAUUGCUAAAAUCGGUGCUGGAUACGGUGUGAAGAAGUUGUUAAUUGGUCAAAAUGGCAUUCUGUCUACACCCGCUGCCAGCCAUGUUAUUCGGAAACGGAAGGCCACUGGAGGAAUUCUUCUGACUGCCAGUCACAACCCCGGUGGCCCCACCCAAGACUUCGGCAUCAAGUACAACCUAUCCAACGGCGGUCCUGCUCCAGAGAGUGUAACAAACAAGAUUUACGAAGCCUCCAAGACUCUCACCUCCUACAAGCUUGCCGAUAUUCCUGACGUGGACAUUGCUACCAUUGGCACCAAGACGUAUGGCAACCUCGAAGUCGAAAUCGUCGACAGCACAGCGGACUACAUACAAAUGCUCAAGGAAAUCUUCGAUUUUCCUUUAAUUAAGAAAUUCUUCAAGGACAACUCCGACUUCAAAGUUCUCUUUGACGCUCUACAUGGUGUUACGGGUCCGUAUGGAAAGGCAAUCUUCGAGGAGGAGCUGGGACUUGCCAACUCUACACAAAACUGCAUUCCCAGCCCUGAUUUCAACGGCGGACACCCAGACCCCAACCUCACAUAUGCGCAUUCGCUAGUGGAGGUUGUUGACAAGAACUCUAUCCCCUUCGGCGCUGCAUCCGAUGGAGAUGGAGACCGGAACAUGAUCUAUGGUGCUGGUGCCUUCGUAUCGCCCGGUGACAGUUUAGCCAUUAUCGCUCAUCACGCAAAACUCAUCCCUUACUUCAAGAAGCAGGGUGUUUAUGGCCUUGCCCGUAGUAUGCCAACUUCUGGCGCAGUUGACCUUGUAGCUAAGGCUCAGGGGUUGAACUGCUACGAAGUGCCCACAGGCUGGAAAUUCUUCUGUGCCCUUUUUGAUGCUGACAAGCUAAGCAUUUGUGGCGAGGAAAGCUUUGGCACCGGUAGCAACCACGUUCGCGAAAAGGAUGGUCUAUGGGCUGUUGUAGCAUGGCUCAACAUCAUUGCUGGUAUCGGAGAGGCCAACCCCGGGACUAAACCAAGCAUCAAGCAAAUUCAAGAAGAUUUCUGGCAGACCUAUGGCCGGGUAUUCUUUACCCGAUACGACUACGAGAACGUGGACUCUGAUGGCGCCAACAAGGUCGUUGGAACCCUAAAAGAUUUUGUUGCCGAUCCAAAAUUCAAGGGCAGCAAGAUUGGAGAACGUACAGUGACCGACGCUGGAGACUUCUCCUACACCGAUCUAGACGGCUCAGUUGCUUCCCACCAAGGCUUAUACGCCCGCUUUGACAGCGGCAGCCGUAUCGUUGUCCGGCUGUCUGGUACUGGCUCUUCUGGAGCUACUAUUCGUCUGUAUAUUGAGAAGUACAGCAAGGAUCCAUCCACAUACGGCUUGGAUGCUCAGGAUUUCCUCAAGGACGAGAUCAAAUUCGCAACAGAUCUACUAAAGUUCAAGGAGUACGUUGGACGGGAUGAGCCUGAUGUUAAGACGUAAAAAAGGGAAAGGGAAAGGGAAAAAUGUCGAUAGAAAGGGAUCAACUACAGAAUCGUAGAAUUAGGCUAUUUCUUGGAAUGACAACCCGAUCGAAUAGCGCUACCUAGGUAAAUAAAAAUAUAUCGUGAUGAAUCCAGUAUAAUUUGAGGGCAUACAUAAAAGAUUAAGCGGCCUAUUCCGAGCAACCACGUGUUCAUCGUCUCAAAUACUAUGUUCAAAGAUUCCUGAGCACUACCCUCGCUAUUAAGAAGCUAGGUAUGAUUUGGAAUAUUCAAUACGUUCGCGUAUCAU
Molecule: messenger RNA, 2076 nt
Organism: Hypoxylon fragiforme
Lineage: Eukaryota; Fungi; Ascomycota; Sordariomycetes; Xylariales; Hypoxylaceae
Product: phosphoglucomutase 2
Exons: 5
Coding region: 124-1785 (553 amino acids)
Biological process (GO): carbohydrate metabolic process
Cellular component (GO): cytosol
Molecular function (GO): phosphoglucomutase activity; magnesium ion binding
Source: RefSeq, a predicted model, not a curated record